This is a messenger RNA of Indicator indicator, 1894 nucleotides long. RefSeq names its product family with sequence similarity 83 member C (gene SACK1C). The record is from RefSeq and is a predicted model, not a curated record. Gene Ontology annotation, biological process: epidermal growth factor receptor signaling pathway. Lineage: Eukaryota; Metazoa; Chordata; Aves; Piciformes; Indicatoridae. The coding region runs from base 110 to 1894 and encodes 594 amino acids. The transcript is spliced from 4 exons.
AAGGAACCUGUCGGGAGGAGCUCAGCAGUGCAAGAGGGGCAGAACCCCGAAGUUGGACAGAGGACUCAGCCAGCUGGAGAGGCGCUUCUCAGCAUCCAGAGCCCCAGCUAUGUUCAACUACCUAGCGGCAGAGGUGAGAGCCCAGGUGCACCGCAGCUAUGGGGGCCAGCCAGGGGCGUCGGGGCCGCUGCGCAGCCGGCUGGAGCAGCUGAGGAAGCCCUGGUGGAGGGAGCCCAGCCCGCUGGUGCUGCAGCACAGCGAGACAGCCAGGCUGGCCGUCGACGCCUUCCUGGAGCAGGGGGAGCCUGGCUACCUGAGCGCCAUCGCCGAGGAGCGGGAGCUGCCCUUCCUUUCUCUCCUGGACAUGGAAUAUAUGAGCCAGCAGAGGAGCCAAAGCCUCCUGGAUCCCAGCGCAGCCAAAGAGGCUGACCCUGGGGAUGCAGACGCCGGGGACAGGUCCUCCCUCGACUCCGAACUGACCUCUGGCACCUACUUUCCUCUCAUGUCGGACGUGCACCCUCCAGAGCUGGAGCUGGGGUGGCCAGGGACACCUCUCUUCACGGUGUCAGGGCAGACCCAGGCCACUGUGAUCUUCCAGAGGAACAGAGCCAACAGCAUCAAGGAUCUGCUGCGGGCGCUGCUCAGCCGGGCGCGCACGGUGAUAGCAAUUGUGAUGGAUCUGUUUACAGACAUGGAGAUCCUGUGUGACCUGCUGGAGGCCUCCAGCAGAAGGCAUGUCCCAGUGUACCUCAUCCUGGAUGAAGAGUACCUGAAGCACUUUGUGGAGAUGUGCAAUAAAAUGGCUCUCACUCAGGAUGACUUCCCAAACAUGUGUGUGAGAUGCCUGAGUGGAGACACCUACUACAGCAAAGCAGGCAAGAAGUUUGCAGGCCAGGUGCUGGAGAAGUUCAUCCUCAUUGAUUGUGACCAAGUUCUUGCUGGGACAUACAGUUUAACCUGGCUGUGCAGCCAGGUCCACACCAGCCUGGUGACUCACUUCCGCGGGCAGAUCGUUGCAGAGUUUGAGAAGGAAUUCCGCUACUUGUACGCAGAGUCCAAAGCAGUCACCAGCUUCUGUCUGCCAGACCCUGACCCAUGCCCCUCUUCUCACAACACCUCAAAAGUCACCAACUGCCUCUUAAAACCUCCACUGGUGAAUGAUGCUGAAACCUCCAGCCCCUCCAGCAGCCUUUCCAACGUGAGCAACAGAAGCAUCAAAGUGUCUCCCUUUCUGAAGAGCUCCAGCUGCAGUGCACAGCAGGAAAAGCAAGAUUCAGCCUCUGACUCUGGCAAUAAGAAGGGGAAGGAAGAGACACCCCUGAAGCACAUUUGCCCUAAGCAGCAAGGAGAACCACCAGACUCACCCAGCACUCACCCAAAUAAAUCUGCUGCAGCCCUGUACCACAAACCAAAUCUCAUGGCAGUGAGGACGUUCUUGCAGCCAGAGACUUCUCCUGCCCUCAGCUCCAAUAAACUUGGUUCUCAAGGUGCCAAUGUGGCUAACAGCAGCCACUCCUCCCCACCAAGACCAGAGCAGACACCACAGUUCCCUUCGGAGGGUCCCAGCAGCAAUGGGACAAGCACGAGGCAGAAGGGGGCCCCUGCUGCCUCCAGGGAACUCCCAGCAGAAAACGACCACACUUUUAAUGAGAUGGAAAAAAGGCAGAGCCCUGGGCAAGGCAGAGUGGACCUGUUGUCCCCAUACAGCCUGCUGAAGCGAGACAGGAAGCCUGUAGUGCUCUGCUACGAUCAGCUCACCGAGGACACGCUGAUGGAGAAGAACAGCGCCUAUGGGGCUGAGAAAAGAAUGACCCUGGGGCACAGUAAGCUGGACCUGAUCACCAAGUACAACAAGCUAAAAUCUAAGCACAUCCACAGUCGCUUUGAGCUCUGA